Medioppia subpectinata is the source of this 1500-nucleotide messenger RNA. The record is from the annotation of a GenBank genome assembly. NCBI's taxonomy places the organism in Eukaryota, Metazoa, Arthropoda, Arachnida, Sarcoptiformes, Oppiidae.
UGAAUGAGUAAUUGUUGACAAAUAGGAGUCAAUACGUGUUGACAACGAGUGAUGAAAUCUAAAGUGCUUUUCAUUUCUUAAUUCAAUUGAUUUUAAGUUAAUUUUGAUUUAAUUAAUAGUGAUUUUCAUACAAAUUGUUUUGUACUGAAAGUGAAUGGAAGAGAAGGACAGGGAAUCGAUGGAAGCGCUCGAAGAGAGCGACGAAUUGCGGGCGAAGAGGAAGAUAAUUGACGCCAAACUGAAGGCCAGACCCGAGCUGACGGACUGUAAUUCGUGGACAGCAAACAAAUUGAGUCAAACGUUUGAUUUGUCGGUCAAUGCCUUUGAAGACAAUGUGGAGAGGAUUGACACGAGAGAUGUCAGACCCGAACAGUUCGUCGAGAAGUACGAGAAGCUGUACCGUCCGGUCGUCAUCACCGGUGCCUCCGACCAGUGGAGGGCUUGUCAUAAGUGGACUCUUUCGCGGUUGGCGAAGAAGUAUAGGAACCAAAAGUUCAAAUGCGGUGAAGACAAUGAGGGAUAUUCUGUGAAACUAAAGAUGAAAUAUUUUGUUUAUUAUAUGCGAAACAAUUCAGACGACUCUCCGCUCUAUAUAUUUGACAGCAAUUAUGGAGAACACUGCCGAAAGAAGAAACUGUUAGACGACUACACGAUUCCCGAGUAUUUUAGCGACGAUUUGUUUCAAUACGCGGGCGAAGAGAAGCGCCCGCCUUAUCGCUGGUUUGUUAUGGGACCCGAACGGUCGGGCACUGGCAUUCAUAUCGACCCGUUGGGCACAAGUGCCUGGAAUGCACUCAUUGUUGGCUACAAACGGUGGUGUCUUUUCCCGACCAAUACUCCCCGCGAACUCAUUAAAGUAAAACCGAGCGAAGGCGGCCGACAGAGCGAUGAGGCCAUCACUUGGUUUAAUGUGAUUUACCCGAAGACUAAGUCUCCCGAUUGGCCCCAAGAGUUCAAACCGUUGGAAAUCUUACAAAAAGCUGGCGAAACGGUGUUUGUCCCGAGCGGGUGGUGGCAUGUGGUCAUCAAUCUGUCCGACACCAUAGCUGUCACACAAAACUUUUGCAGUCUAACGAACUUUCCGGUGGUUUGGCAUAAGACAGUCAGAGGGAGACCUAAAUUGUCCCGAAAAUGGCUUUCAGUGCUGAAAGAGAAGUUCCCAGAAAUAGCGGCCGUCGCCGAGAGAGUCGAUUUGAGUGAAAGCACUGGCGUUGCGUCCGAUAGUUCCAGUGACGACAGCAGCAGUAGUUCCAGCUCUGACUCUGAGUGCUGUUCCAGAUCUGGUCACUCGGGUUCGGCCACUGAUAACGAUUCCGGUCAGGAAAGCAUCGGAAAUAAAAAGCACAGAAGAAAAAGACACCGGUCUGUGAGUCGUUCCUACGAAAGUGAUAGCAAUAGACAUCAGAAACACAAGAGUUGAUGAAAGUAAUGAUUAAAAGUGCCAUAAAUUUUAAUAAAUAUUUAGUAUUUAAUUAAUUUCGCGAAAUGUAUCCGGAAAUG